AUGACAGGAUCAGCAUCGUCUGGACAGCGCAAUUGGUUUCAGAAACUUCUGAAAAAGAACAGGACGUCCACCUCCAGGCCUGAAUCGGUUAUCAGUUCUCGUGAUAUAAUGCACUACAUUCAGGAGCACGAGGCCAUCAUCGACCCGGAUUGCAUUUUAUCUAUUGAACCUGAGCACUGCCCCGAAAUAUCGAACGAUGCUGUUGAAGAUUACGAGGAGUCGCCCGAACCAGAGGUACAGGGAGACGUGCUGAGCAAUUGUAGAUGUUGUGGGACGAUAUUGAAGUAUCCCACUUUUGUGAAGAGAAUCAAGUGUACUAUUUGUGACACAAUUACUAUCGUGGAAAAUGGCGACCCAAAGAAUGCAGAUCGCAAUGGCUUGAAUAGCGAUUCAGGUCAAACCCAACUCCUAAGUUUAGAGUAUUUGGAAGAAUUCAUCCAGAAUAAUUCUUCACCAAAGGCAUUGGGGGUCAUGUUAUACGAAUCUUUUAGUUCUUUUAGAGUACUGAACAAUUCAUUUCGAGUUCCCAAUUAUCGGUUAUCGCAUCGCACUCCAGGGUUAGAUUUUCCCCAGAUAAAGCGUUUCUACAAGAGAAUACUCAAAUUGCCUUCCAUCAACUCUUACUACAAGAUGCUACUAGGUAUGUCAGAUCUCCUGAAGAGAUCUCCAGAGUUAGAAGAACCACAGAAUAUACUCUGGUUGUUAAUUAUUCUUGAAUUGCCCACCUUCCAGCAUGUUUUGAUUCAUAAAGCAAACAUCCCAGAACUUAGGUCCGUCCAAUAUGAUAUUCUGAAAAGGACAAUUGGGUUGAUUGCAAACUUGAACAAGACCCCACUUCAGUAUCUCUGCAACUGGUUGCACCGUUCUCCAGAAUUUUUAAUUAAAGUGGAUUUAAUCAACUUAUACAUCACCUUUCACGUUACGAAAUGCAUAAACUAUCAACUCAAACCUACGAACACUACAGACACAGCAACUCAUUCAGAAGAUGAGAAUGUCAACUACAAGGACACACUAUUCAAAGAUAUGAAUGCCACAUCUCCCGCCCAGGCCCUAGAUGCUCUGCCACAAAACGCAACUAUGAAUAGGCAAGAUGAGUUUACCUCAAAAAUAGGAUUGAGUCAAUAUGGCAACAACUGGCAUAUCAGAACUGGUGCCCGGGCUUUAUCUAUAUUUUUCACCGCCAAUAGCCACAAUGGCAAGUUUAAAGUACCAGUAUCCAAUUUUUAUAACACAUUGGUCGAUUACGUCAAUAUCAAGGAGGACUUUGAUGCUUGGCAACUCAACAACAGGAAAAUGUCUAACGGGGCGUCUUCCACUGGGGACUCCGUUCAAUCUGUGAUUGACUACUUACAAAAUAACACGAUAUCAGCAUACUAUGGAAUAUUAUCGAACGACCCAACCCAAAUGAGAAAAUUGUCAUUUACCUUUUGUCAGUUCCCAUUUUUGAUUUCUCUGGGCUCAAAGAUCUCAAUCCUUGAACAUGAAGCCAAAAGAAAGAUGGAAAGAAAAGCAGAAGAAGCUUUCAUAAACUCUCUGAAUCAGAAACAGCCAUUUGGGAUUUAUUUCAAAGUCCGAGUUCGAAGAGGGCUAAUUGCUAACGAUUCCUUGAAAUGUAUCAAGAACCAUACGAACGACCUUCAAAAGUCUCUCAAAGUUGAAUUUGUAGACGAACCUGGCGUUGACGCCGGUGGACUUAAAAAAGAAUGGUUUGUUCUACUUACUAGAGAACUUUUUCACCCGAACAAAGGGUUAUUCUCAUAUGAUGAAACAUCGAAAUUGGCCUGGUUUACCAUAUCCAACAUUGACCACGAAGAAUUAUAUUACUUGGUCGGAGUUGUUUUGGGAUUGGCUAUCUAUAACUCCACCAUCUUGGAUCUUCGACUACCUUUUGUUCUCUUCAAAAAGUUAUUGAAUAAAAAACCAUCCUUGGAGGACUUUUGCGAGCUAUAUCCUGAAAAUGGUGGUAGUCUGAGAAAGUUGCUGAAGUUGCAGGAUGACGAAAUAUGGGACAACAUGGAGAUUUAUUUUGAUGUGACCUAUUCAGACCUCCUGGGGGCUAUUAAAACCGAGGAACUGGUCCCUGGUGGAUCCAGUAUCAAGGUGAACAAUUCUAAUAAGAAUGAAUACGUUUCCAGAUACCUUGACUUUUAUUUAAACAAGGUUAUAAGUAACUCCUUCAAUUCUUUCUACAAGGGAUUCUACAGUGUCAUAGGAGGCAAUGCCCUAUCGUUGUUCAGUCCGCAUGAGAUACAAUUGAUUGUACUUGGAGACGACAAUGAUGGGAAAAAAGUUGACACAGAGAUACUAAAAUCUGUUACAAACUACAACGGCUGGGACUCCCGGGAAGCUGCCGUAACAAGCAAACAAGUUGCCUGGUUUUGGGAGUUUUUUGACUCGAUUAGUUACAAACAGCAGAAGAAGCUCUUGCUCUUCAUUACAGGAAGUGACAGAAUUCCAGCUACCGGGAUUCAAAACCUUCCAUUUAAAAUCACGAGGCUCAAGGGCAACAAGGAGAGGUUUCCCAUAGCCCACACAUGCUUCAACGAGCUUUGCAUCUACGAGUACCCCGAUAAGAACACAAUGUGGAGGAAACUAGAGUAUGGGAUGAAUGAAAGCGAAGGAUUUGGCAUCAAGUAA
This is a messenger RNA of Komagataella phaffii GS115, 2637 nucleotides long. RefSeq lists its product as uncharacterized. The record is from RefSeq and is a predicted model, not a curated record. Gene Ontology annotation, biological process: protein polyubiquitination. The transcript has a single exon. The coding region runs from base 1 to 2637 and encodes 878 amino acids. Gene Ontology annotation, molecular function: ubiquitin protein ligase activity. Lineage: Eukaryota; Fungi; Ascomycota; Pichiomycetes; Pichiales; Pichiaceae.